AUGGAAAGGCGACGCUGUUGGAAAAAUAGUGCAAACGGGGAGCGACAUGGACACAUACACGCACAUCGUCUACCUCAACCUGAUCCAAAAACCGUGGCGGCGUGGCGCGAAGCCGACCAGCGCGUCCGCGACCUUACCUCGGUCCAGCACCUGCGCCCCUGGGAGGAAGCCGAGAAGAGGGAGCUACGACGCCUCUGUUCUGAAAACGGCAUUCUCUUACGAUUGCGGUCUUGCUUCCUUGACUUUCAGCAUCAUCUCGAUGACAUUUCUCAACCCUUGCGGCGGCCAAGGAACCCCACUGGCGUACUCAUACACCGCCUUCCGUCAGGCGAUGCUUCUGUACGAAGGGAGACGAGUCAAGACAAGUUCAGCACCAUACGCGACGAGGUUGCGUCGUCGGCGAGGUUGCAUCCAGAAAUGCUCUCCUCCCUCGAAUCUAUAAGCCAACACCGUCAUGUUAAGGCAAUAGUUUUAAGCAGUGGGUUGCGCCGCCUUUGGGGAACUGUACUGGCGAGAGCUGGCCUGUCGGAGACCGUCAGGGUGAUCGACGGCAGCCAUAUCUCGGAUGCCAUUGUUGUCGUUGGACAGGAGCACUGUCGGAGCAAGACCAUGGACACAAAAGUGCUGGAUGUAAUUGAGAACGGCGGACUGCGGGCUCGCCAGGUCUUGCUGCCGACCGACGCGACGCCGCGGCUUCGACACCACUACACUUCUCCUCGUCCAGUUCACAGGUGGCAGCUUUCUGGACGCCGUUGUUCGCCGACAGGGCAAACCGAAUCUGCUUAUGAUACAAACGCUGGACUCGAGGUUGUGGGCCCCAGCCUCAGGAAAGCACACAAGCGUCACAACACAAUUGGCCAUCGCACCCGGCAUCAGAACAGGACGAUAAUUGUGGCACUGAUGCGAGGUGGAGAGCCCAUGGCCGAGGGAAUAAACCAAGUGCUGCCGAGCGCCAUGUUCCUCCACGGGCAGUGGACAGUGGUGUUGGUGGACUCGGUCGUGGACAGUGGGAAGCCGAUGGCGGAAUUCGUGGAGCGGAUCCGCGAGCUCAACCCGACGGUACCCAUUGUGGUGGUCGUCGGCGUUGUGCAGGAACAGUCGCUCUCCCCUGCUGGGGUCCUCGGACGGGCUCUCCAGAGCGACAGGGCCCUCAGCUUGAAAAAGUGUCAGGGGCGAGGAGGGACAGAUACAGGAAAUCGUUUGUUCAACACAACGCGGCUUGACUGA
Molecule: messenger RNA, 1227 nt
Organism: Parathielavia appendiculata
Lineage: Eukaryota; Fungi; Ascomycota; Sordariomycetes; Sordariales; Chaetomiaceae
Exons: 10
Coding region: 1-1227 (408 amino acids)
Source: RefSeq, a predicted model, not a curated record